GCCAUCCCUGCUUUGCUCCCCCAGGUCUUCGUGCUGCUGUUCAUCUUUGUGAAACGGCAGAUCAUGCGCUUCGCCAUGAAGUCCCGGCGCGGCCCACACGUCCCUGUCGGGCAGCACGCGCCCAAGGAUUUAAAGGAGGAGAUUGACAUCAGGCUGUCGAGGGUGCAGGAUAUCAAGUACGAGCCCCAGCUGUUAGCUGAGGAUGACAGCAGACUCCUGCAGCUGGAGACACAAGGCUGCUAUAAUUACUUGUACAGGAUGAAGGCGCUGGAUGCCAUUCGGACGUCAGAAAUCCCGUUUCACGCAGAGGGCAGAUACCCAAAAUCUUUAAUAGGGAAGAACUUCUGUGCCUAUCUGCUGGAACUGAGGAACUCCAGCAGCUCCUUCAAAGGCAUCCGCAAGGCCUUGAUCGACACUUUGCUGGACGGGUAUGAGAACGCCCGCUAUGGCACCGGGGUCUUUGGGAAGCCGGAAUAUCUGAAGUACCAGGAUGCUUUGAACGAGCUGGCAAACAUGACCAAGGCACGGGCAGGCAGCAGCCAGAGGCAGCACCAGUCGGCAGCCAAGGACCUCACUCUGUCCCCCGAAGUAUCCAACCCUGCCACCAUCCAGGUCACCUACCUGCCUUCCAGCCAGAAGAGCAAACGUGCCAAACACUUCCUGGAGCUGAAGAGCUUCAAGGACAACUACAACACGCUGGAGAGCACGCUGUGAGCAGGGACCUUCCACGAGCCCCGUGCUGGGCACAGCAAACCAAACCAGGGGGGUUUUGUGCUGGGAUGAAGCAGUCGUGCUCUCGGUGUCCCUCUCACGGGACGUAGGGCUGGUGGAGCCCUCCCUCCUCGGGCGGAGCUGUGCCCCUCGUGGCUGCCCGGGAUGCCGUACGGUGCUCGAGGCCGGCAGCCCCAGCCCUGUGAAUAAACUUUGGUUAGCUGUAACUUAUAAAAGACAUCGACCCCGGCCAGCUCUCUGCUCUGCCUCUCUUUCCCGUGGUGGCCAGCAGGGGCUGAUGCUGUCUGUCCGUCCUGUCUGUGUGGAUCUCAGGCUCCGCAGCCGCUCGUCUGAUCUUUCCGAGGGACGAAUGCUCAGCUUUCCCUGCGAUCAGCGCCGCUGCUCUCAGUGGGCACCAGGACUGUGUGUAAAUAGUUUGUCAGCCUCGUGCUGCUCCGAGGACCCGCGUUGGGCUGCGGUUUGUUCUGCGUUCAGGGGCAGACGCAGCCCUAUGGGGAGCAGCUCUCUGCCCUGCCGAGGGAGGUUCCUCCGCUCUCACCAGCACCGGCAGCUCAGCGUCGCCGCACCGUGUGCCACGUGGGGUGGGAAGCGUGCCCCUGCCGUGGGCCUCUGCACUCUUUUUAAUUGCUCUUUAAUAAAACGAGUUACCCCCGGC
Messenger RNA from Meleagris gallopavo (turkey), 1387 nucleotides. The record is from RefSeq and is a predicted model, not a curated record. Lineage: Eukaryota; Metazoa; Chordata; Aves; Galliformes; Phasianidae.